Sinocyclocheilus anshuiensis is the source of this 648-nucleotide messenger RNA. RefSeq names its product sialoadhesin-like. The record is from RefSeq and is a predicted model, not a curated record. The transcript has 6 exons. Gene Ontology annotation, cellular component: external side of plasma membrane. Gene Ontology annotation, molecular function: transmembrane signaling receptor activity. Bases 1 to 648 code for a protein of 215 amino acids. Gene Ontology annotation, biological process: cell surface receptor signaling pathway; immune response. NCBI's taxonomy places the organism in Eukaryota, Metazoa, Chordata, Actinopteri, Cypriniformes, Cyprinidae.
AUGGACCCCAGUCUACUUCCUCUAAUGCUUUGGCAUAAGGGUCCAGAGGAACAGAGCAACCAUCCCAAAGUAACUGUAAAACCCCAGAGUUCAGUGUUCACUGGAGACACAGUUACUCUGAGCUGUGAUGUGGGACAGUUAACUGGACAGACGGUUAUCUGGUUCAAAGACUUCACGAGAAUACAAACUGGUGAUGUAACAAAAACACUGACAGAUGUGAGAGUCUCUGAUGGAGGAAAAUAUUCGUGUACUGUAGGAGGAAAGACCACACAAAGCCAAAGAGUCAUGCUAACAGUAAGAGAGAGACCCAAGCCUGCAGUGCGUGUUCAGCCUGAUGGACAUGUGUUCAGAGGACAGACGGUCACUCUCACAUGUGACAUACAGGAGACAGACGUCAGCAGCUGGAGCUACAGCUGGAAUAAAGAUGAUUCAGAGAUUCAUGUCAGUCAAUCACAGGAAUACCGAAUCAGUUCUGUUAAUGAAUCUCACAUGGGUAAUUACAGCUGUACUGGAAGAGAAACACAAGGAUCACGAUGGAGGAUCUCCAUCUCCCUCUACAGACCAUCAGCUGCAAAACAUCAGUCAGACAACAGAACAUCAGAGGAAGAAUGGACAAACACCAUCGUGCUCCAGAAAGGAGAGUUCUGA